AUGGUAGCAAAUGAAGAAGAGAUAAAACGCUCACAACAUUUCGCUACCGUUCCUAAAGGAAAUGAUAGCGGAAUAGCUACAAUUGGUGUUGAGGUUCAUCCGUUGGACUUCCAUACAAACUGUGGAAAGAUCCGGUUUUACUGCUGGGAUACAGCUGGACAAGAGAAGUUUGGAGGACUCCGUGAUGGUUAUUACAUUCUUGGGCAAUGUGCAAUUAUUAUGUUUGAUGUUACUGCUCGGUUGACUUAUAAGAAUGUUCCUACAUGGCACCGGGAUCUCUGCAGAGUUUGUGAGAAUAUUCCUAUUGUUCUAUGUGGAAACAAAGUUGAUGUCAAGAACAGGCAGGUGAAGGCAAAGCAAGUUACAUUCCACAGGAAGAAGAAUUUGCAGUACUAUGAGAUCUCUGCUAAGAGCAACUAUAAUUUUGAAAAGCCUUUCUUGUACCUUGCCAGAAAGCUUGCUGGGGAUGUCAACCUUCAUUUUGUGGAAUCCCCUGCUCUGGCUCCUCCAGUAGUACAAAUUGACAUUGCUGCACAACAAAAGCACGAGCUUGAGCUACAAGAAGCCGCCAAUCAGCCACUUCCAGACGACGAUGAUGAUGCCUUUGAUUAGAGCUAUAUCCAAGUGUUGUCUUUGUCUUCUGCACAUCUCGUGAUGUUAUUUGGUAGCAAUGCGGCAUUUCAAAGCAAUAGUGCGUAUUCUAUUGACGACAUAAAUGAGAUUCGGGAGCAAUGGGCAAAAUACUUCUUCUCUCAGUGCGUGUAACUUUUGUUUUAUUAAUAAAGCUAUUAUGUUUUAAUUUGAAGAUAGUAUUGUGUUUUGAUUAUAUAUAUAUUAUUGUAUUAAAGUGGAUGUGAUGAUAUCAAGUAUAUAUUAUGCUUUGAUCA
This is a messenger RNA of Ipomoea triloba (trilobed morning glory), 887 nucleotides long. RefSeq names its product GTP-binding nuclear protein Ran1A-like. Gene Ontology annotation, cellular component: nucleus; cytoplasm. The transcript has 7 exons. The record is from RefSeq and is a predicted model, not a curated record. The coding region runs from base 1 to 612 and encodes 203 amino acids. Gene Ontology annotation, biological process: protein import into nucleus; ribosomal subunit export from nucleus. Gene Ontology annotation, molecular function: GTPase activity; GTP binding. Lineage: Eukaryota; Viridiplantae; Streptophyta; Magnoliopsida; Solanales; Convolvulaceae.